AUGAGCUGCAUGGAUGUAAAACAGGAAAAUGUCCAGAGCAAUAAAAAAAACCUGAACGAAGCCCAGAACAUUGCAUCUUCGCAUGGAGACAGCAAAAAGGGGAACGAUGACGACAUGAGGAGCAGUAACCCCGGAAACAGCAGCGCCUCGAGAUCCUACAAUCAGCAGGGAUUGACAAACAGCAAGCAGAGUAGCAAUCCACGAAGUAUGGGCAGCGAUAUUAAUAACCUGAGCAGUGGGUCAAGUCACACGUUUAGGAAUGCAAAUAAAUCUAUCGAAAGUAGCGGUUUUUCCUCUAUGAAUAAUAGGAGCCACGUGGUGCAACAAGGAAACUGGAGGACAAAGGAAUACGGGAAUUCACGAAGCUAUAGAAACAAUAACUAUUACAGUAACGAAAUGAAUUCCAGUAUGAACAGCCCGGAAAGAUCCAAAUAUCAUUAUAGUAAAAGUAUGAGCAGCUCGGAUACUGUAAGGUAUGAUAAUGGCAGAUAUUAUAGCAGGAAUAGUUAUAAUAAAAAUAUAUAUAGGAAUGAAUCCGCCAUGAAAAAUGGAAGCUCCGUAAUCAGCGCAAAAGAAGUGAACAGGAACAUUAGCAAUAAUAGUAGUAACGCGAAUAAUAGUGUUAGUGUCGGUAGCGGUACCAUGAACAGCGCGAACGGUAUGAAUAUCGCCAGUCCAGAUGACCACAUAAAUAGUGAAACUGUGCCAAUCAACCAGAAUAAUGCAAAUAAAGAUGAUUUCACAAAUGGGGAGGGAAAUCAUACCGUCAAUUUUAGCAAUAUGAAUAAUAAGGAUUUUUGCGUCAGUGAAUGUAAGGAUAACCAGUUUACAAAGUCGAGCAUGCAAAGGGGUGAUGGUACGGUUAACUUUAAUAGUAGCCCAGAUGAAAAGAAGAAUAUCAACUAUCAGAACAACCAGUACAGUGGGAAUUAUAAGAAUGAGGGAAGUGAGAGUGACGUACCAAGUAGAAAUAUGAACAUGGAUGAAGGAAAUAAAAAUAACUCCGCUGAAUUUAAUGAGAACAUGAAUUAUAAUUCGACACAAACCAAAUAUAAUACGCAGAUAGAAAAUAAUGCGGAAUGUAAGAAUGCCAAUUCGACCACUGCUGGGUUUAACAACCAAUCCAGUGGCCUAAACAACUCGACAUCCUACAAACAGAAGUAUGAAGGUAACAGCACCGUGAAUAGCGCGAUUCGGGGCAAGGAUGAAUAUGUGCCUUAUGGGGGCCAGGGGGCAAGCAAUAAGUACUACGCACCGUACAGAGGGGGUAACAGUGGUAGUAAUGAUAGAGGAAGCGUGAGCAGGGUCCACUCGCAUAGCGCCGUCUACGUGAGCUGUAAUAACCAAAGUAGUAAGGGAAAUAUAUACAGUAGUGAAAAUGCCAACAGAAAUAGACUAAAUUAUGCGUUUAACGUGAACGCUAGAAAUAUGGUUCAAAUGGGUACCAGCGGAAGUAAUGGGUAUCCCGAAAAGAACAGCACGCCCGAUGUUAACCGAAGCGACGUAGACUCAACAAAUAAUUCUUACUCGCACUCUUCCGGGAACCCCAAUAUUAAUAAUCAGGAGACCUCCAGUGCGAACCAUUUGAACAAUAUGGAUCCCAGCGAUGAAGCAAAUUUUACCAAAAGGGAGUGUGUAAGGGAGGAUAAUAACUAUGACGCACCAAAUGUGCAAGAUGAAGGAGGCUGCCCUUUUGAAAAUAAGGGGGAUGCGAACACAAACGGAAAUUUUAACACUCAAUCAGAUUUUGCUAACAAGGAAACAACAAAUACUUUCAACAGCACCACCGUCAUAACGAGCCCAGACGCACCAGACGUAAGUAGCAAACCCAGUUGGACGAAUAACAAUGCGGCGAGUAAUACUAACUUUGUUCCAGGAGGAGCAAGACCUGACGUAAGCACCAUUAAUAAGCCUAACAUGAACAGUGCAGAUAGCCGAAAUAAUAACAAUGAGGAAGAGGAUAAUGAUGACUGGGGAGAACUAGGGGAAGACAAGUAUAUAGACAUCAAUUCCAUUAUUAAGAAGAAAAAUGUUAUUCUGAAUCAGCUAGCUGAUUUGAAUAUGUCCAAAAAGGGAAAUGACAACAAGAACAAGAAAAAGGCCAAGGGGAAGAAGGAUGAUGAGCCGUUCUUCCACGCAGGGGCAGAGGCAAGUACAUCCCUUGGGGAAAAGAAAAAAAAUAAAAAAAAUAAAAAUAAGAAGGGAGCCGGUAAUAAUAAGGAGAAAGAAAAUGACAAAGGUGGAAAGAACGCCAAGGAUGCUGAAAAUGGAAGUAAUGAUCAAUCAGGCAGUAAGAAAAAUGUAAAGAAGGGAAAUGUCGGUAGCGAAACGGAUAGCAAAAUGAACGAAGGAAACGUAGCAGAUGAUCGUGCAAACGAAACAAAUGAACUUGACAAAAAUGAUGACCCACAGCAACAGCAAAAUGAGGAAAAAAAAGAAGAAGUGACUGAAAAACCUGCGAAAGCUAUAUAUGUGUUUAAGAGAAAAGAAAAUAUGUCCCCACUGGAAUAUAUGGAAAGACAAGUAAAAAGCCUUCUUAACAAAUUAACGGUGGAGAACUUCCCAAUUAUUACAGAAAGAAUGUGCCAAAUUAUGGACUCGCGUACAAAUACAGACGAAAUUCAAACCGUUGUAAAUGAAGUUAUUAACAAAGCUGUUUUGGAACAUGAUUGGUCAGAAAUGUACGCCGAUGUUUGUCAAGCCUUGAAAUGGAGAUCACCAAAUUUUGAAAUGAAAAAAAAAUCGUCGUUCGAAAUUGCACUCUUAAAAAAAAUACAAGAGGAAUAUGAAAAUUUACCAAGUACCUUCGAAUCGACCAUGAAGGAAAAAUUAAAAAAUGACGAAAAUGAAGAAGAGCUAAGUUUUGUGGAGCAGAAACAAAAGAAAAGAUUAUUUGGAAUUGUAAAAUUGAUAGGGGAAUUAUUUCAAAGACAAAUUGUAUCCAUAUCCAUUGUAAUUAGCAUAGCACAUGAUUUAUUAAUUGCCUUUGAAGAACCAAAGGAAUAUUGCAUUGAAGCUUUUCUUCAGCUAAUUUAUUCCACUGGAUUUUUUAUCGAUAAGAUGGAGAAGUAUAAGAACAUUUUAGAUACCUGGUUUGGUCGACUCAAAGAAUUGCAAAGAAAAAAAAUGUAUUCCAAAAGGAUAAAAUUUGUAAUUCAAGAUGUUUUUGAUUUAAGAUUAUCCGAAUGGAGAAAGAAGACACAUAAAGAUACAGCCAAAGGUUUGAAUGAAUUGAGAUCCCAACUCGAGACGGAAGAAAUGAUGGGCGGGUCCAUUCAUCUGGCUCAACUAGGAAAUAUAGUCAUUGUUGGGGAGAGGCAUAAUAUCAGGAAUAAUGAAUCCUACUCCAAGUAUAUGCAGGAACAAGAGAGACUUAGCAAGGCAAACCAGAAGAAGUGA
Molecule: messenger RNA, 3399 nt
Organism: Plasmodium knowlesi strain H
Lineage: Eukaryota; Apicomplexa; Aconoidasida; Haemosporida; Plasmodiidae
Product: eukaryotic translation initiation factor 4 gamma, putative
Exons: 3
Coding region: 1-3399 (1132 amino acids)
Cellular component (GO): eukaryotic translation initiation factor 4F complex
Molecular function (GO): protein binding; translation initiation factor activity; mRNA binding
Source: RefSeq, a predicted model, not a curated record